Messenger RNA from Cucurbita pepo subsp. pepo (vegetable marrow), 1421 nucleotides. RefSeq names its product nuclear encoded CLP protease 5 (gene CLPP5). The record is from RefSeq and is a predicted model, not a curated record. Gene Ontology annotation, cellular component: endopeptidase Clp complex. Gene Ontology annotation, biological process: protein quality control for misfolded or incompletely synthesized proteins. Lineage: Eukaryota; Viridiplantae; Streptophyta; Magnoliopsida; Cucurbitales; Cucurbitaceae. Gene Ontology annotation, molecular function: ATPase binding; ATP-dependent peptidase activity; serine-type endopeptidase activity.
CCAUCGAAUUACUUGUUCGACCCAUCUUCUUCUUCAUCUCUAUCUUCGCCGUCGUUCGCUUCUUCCCUCGGAUAAGGCCUCUCGGACUUUGCUCCGAAUUCUCGGCAGGUUCUUCUUCACCCUAUUGCUUUCUGUCCAGUUUUUCCGAAACCUUCAGCUGCAAAAAUGGCCCAUACUUUCACCUACACAUCUGCCUCGUCUUUCAGAUUAAACUCCCUCGUUCCUGUUCCGAAUCCGAGCUCUUCUUCCGAGUCUCAGAAGCUCUUUCUUCCGUUGGAGAAUUUCCAUUCCAGGAAACUAGGAAAAUUCGUUGGAGGUGGAAGAAACCUCAAGAAUUCUCCUGUCAAAGCCAUCUACUCAGGCGAGUUUUCAUCAUUGGAUAAGAGUUCUCGCCGAGGACUUUGGUCUAUAAGGGAUGAUGUGCAAAUUCCAUCUUCACCAUACUUUCCAACGUACGCGCAAGGGCAAGGUCCUCCUCCAAUGGUGCAGGAGCGCUUCCAAAGUGUUAUCAGCCAGCUAUUUCAACAUAGAAUUGUUCGUUGUGGUGGUGCGGUUGAUGAUGAUAUGGCUAAUAUCAUUGUUGCUCAACUUCUAUACCUUGAUGCUGUUGAUCCCAAUAAGGAUAUCAUUUUGUAUGUAAAUUCCCCUGGUGGAUCUGUUACAGCUGGUAUGGCCAUUUUUGACACUAUGAGGCAUAUUCGACCAGAUGUCUCUACUGUCUGCGUAGGACUAGCCGCAAGUAUGGGAGCUUUCCUGCUUAGUGCUGGAACUAAAGGAAAAAGAUACAGCUUACCAAAUUCAAGGAUAAUGAUCCAUCAGCCUCUUGGUGGUGCUCAGGGUGGACAGACUGACAUCGAUAUUCAGGCAAAUGAAAUGUUGUAUCAUAAAGCUAAUCUUAACGGGUAUCUUUCCUACCACACCGGUCAAAGUCUCGAGAAGAUUAACGAAGACACUGAUCGCGAUUUCUUCAUGAGUGCCAAAGAAGCCGAAGAGUAUGGACUCAUAGAUGGAGUCAUCAUGAAUCCUCUCAAAGCUUUCCAACCUUUAGCAGCUGCAGCUUCCACCGAAAACGAGCCGGGUGCGUAAAUUUCCUCCUGCUGUGUAGCAACCGGUUAGAUAUUCUUCUUCUUGUAGAUUUAAAUGCAAAAACCAUCUUAGUGUAUGCAGAUUUUGACCAUUAUAACAACAUGGCUUCCAUGCUUUCAUCUUAGAAAAUCUUUAAAUGUCCAUUGAAUUCCUGUUAGUUUCCUUACACCACCAAGAUAUUUUAUUCAAAUGCCCCUCAAGUUUUUGGUUGGUUGGGAUGACAAGGAUAAUGUUAACCUGACACUUGGCAAUGUCUGGUUGGGCGUUGGAAAAGAUGCCGCCGACCCUAUAAAAGACAGCAUUAUUAUGAAGUCACUAUCUUGAUUGUGGAUUAA